CAUACGCAUCGGAUGCAGAUGUUACUACUUGAUUCAAGGUCUGUUGUCUUAACUGAAUCGCUGGAAAAAGCUCCGUCUUUGGGUCCUUUUUAUUACGUCAGAUAAAGAUGAUACUUGAAGAAAAAACUCCUCCGAGUAAGUCUGUGGACUCCUAUGUACGAGAAUACUGUCAGUACACAACAACACAUGGGUUCAGCAGACUUUCCGAAGCUCGCGAUCGUGGUGUUUCAUGGCACGUGUUUUGGAUUUUCAUGUUAAUCGGAGCCCAUUCUUUAUUUUAUUAUCAUACCUAUCUACUAAUCCAAKACUACAUGGCAAAACCCAUCAGAACUAAAGUAACGAUGAGACAUGGCAAGAACUUGGCAUUUCCUACUGUUACAAUUUGCAAUCAAAACUGUCUAAGAAAGAGCAAAGUUCCCUUGGAUUUUAAAAAUGAAAUUACAAGAAUUACAAGAGCAGCAAGUGGAAAAAAGACGAAAAAUACAACACGCAAAUCCCCAAGUAAAAGCGCUUUACCAGAUCCUAAAUUGAAACAUGCUGACCAUGCUGAAUGGGAACUAAUUCGAAACCUUUUUAAUAAAUAUGACACAAAUGAACUGAAAGAAUAUGGGCAUCAAUUGGAAGACAUGAUACUGGACUGUAGAUUUAAUGGCGAGGACUGUACGCCGGGGAGUGCUCAGUACGAUGAAGCUUUCACUUGGCGUCAUGUUUGGCUAGACGAAGUUGGAAACUGUUAUAUGUUUAAUCGAGGCCUGGAUGAUAAUGGGAAGAAUGUUGAUAUAUACAGGUCAACCUUGCCUGGAGAUAUGAAUGGACUACAGCUGAUUUUGAAUGUUGAGCAGUACGAAUAUUUAGACGACAUAUCACCAUAUGCUGGAAUUAGAGUUGCUAUAGCAACACAAGGCCAAAUGCCAUUCCCUCAAUCACAUGGAAUAGACCUUGCUCCCGGUUUCUCCACUAGCAUUGAAUUAAGAAAGAACCACAUUACAAGAUUGGAUUCGUUUAGGAACAACAGUUGCGAAAAGACUGGUAAACUAGAGACUGCGAGCGUGUUUUGGCUUUACAACAUGACCUACUCAAAAAURGCAUGUAAAAUGUCCUGYCUUAUUUCAAUGCAAACCCAUAAAUGUAAAUGUGCGCAGUUCCAUCUAGCGACUAUCAAGGACUAUCGGUUCUGUGAUUAUUCCAACACCACAAUCACUGAAUGCCUCGAUGAUGUAUAUAGCCAGUUUCUCGAUGGAAUAUGUGACACAAAAUGUCCCCCUCCCUGUUCGGAGGUUUACUUUACUACAACUAUAUCCUCAUCGAAGUGGCCUUCAAAUAGUUACAAGAAAAGACUAAAUGAAUCACUCAAAAACGACUACCAGCUGUCGAUGACAGAGGAUGAGAUAAGUGACAACCUGAUAGAGAUGCAUGUCUACUUUGCGGACCUGGACUACGUUCAUGUAGAGGAGACACUCAAAUAUGAGUUUCAAGAYAUAAUAUCCAAUGUUGGUGGUCAGUUGGGGAUGUGGAUUGGUGUCUCCGCUCUCUCUAUAGCUGAAGUCGUCGAGCUCUUCAUUAUUGUAGUUAAUUUUCUUAUCAAUAAGAGGAAAACGCAAAGUGCUGUUAAUGUUCAGCGUAUUGAGGUGACACAAAGUGACGSCAGGUGAAAAUCAAUUGGUGAGAAGAAGGUGAACUGAGUCACAUGACAUGCAAGGCAUGCUUUGAGUAAAUAAUACUGUGCGUUCGCAACACAGUCUAUUCACAACAAGCACGCUAGAACGAGCACGAAUUAAAGAUUUAGUCGUUGAACUGAUAUGUCAGUGUUUAAGUUAAACUAAAAUCAAGCAGUCGGUGGAUAAGAUGUCAUUCGAUACUGUAUUGGCACUAAAACAACCGGUAAGAUUGCAGUUUCCAUUACUCAAUAGUAGAAUAACAGAACASGAGUCUUGCUUCUUUUUAUAAGAAUUAUACUAUAUUGAUUAUUUUGAUAUCAUCUUUAAAUACGAUUGUAACAUUAGUGCAUGAACAGCCUAGUUGCAUGUUGCACAUAAAAUCAUUAAGMAUUACUGCAGUCUGUAUCGUGAAAUGGAGAGAAAACAGGAAUAUUGUCAAAUGUAUGCAAGUGUAUGCUACUGAAUGUCAUCUGAUAUUGACAUUAAAAUGAAGGAUGUUUUAGAUACAAACAACACAAUAAACCCACGAAAAGUUGUUUUUUUAAAA
This is a messenger RNA of Actinia tenebrosa (Australian red waratah sea anemone), 2205 nucleotides long. Its product is annotated as epithelial sodium channel subunit alpha. NCBI's taxonomy places the organism in Eukaryota, Metazoa, Cnidaria, Anthozoa, Actiniaria, Actiniidae. The record is from RefSeq and is a predicted model, not a curated record. Gene Ontology annotation, cellular component: plasma membrane. Gene Ontology annotation, biological process: sodium ion transmembrane transport. Gene Ontology annotation, molecular function: ligand-gated sodium channel activity.